CAACCGCAAGCGGGAGAUUGCAUCAACUCGAUCUACUUCACGCAAAGGCAAAGGUAAAGCGCGGGCCGAGUCUUCUUUUCAAAGUCGAGAUGAGUUUGAAAUGGAUUACCAACGGCGAGAUGAUAUGAUGAUGUCCGACGAGCAACUACAACACCUAUUGUCCCAAAAUGAUCCACGCUUUGCACAAGAACAACAAUUCCCGACAACCAUCGAUGAAGAGGAGCUCGAGGAUGACGAUGCGGAGGAGGACGCGGGGGGCGACGGGACUCACGGCACCCCGGAUGAUGAGCAAGAGUUGGAGGACGAGGGCCGUUCAACGACUACAACCCAAAUUGGUGUUAACAUGUACAUCAACUCCUUCGCUGCCCUGAAGAAACAAAAGGCGAAGGUCCAGGGAAAGAAGGAGACGGGUAAGCAGAAGACCGUCGGCGAUUUCUUCAGGAAGGGGGGUGAUCCCUCGACCGCCCCCUCCGAUGAUGCCGCAGCCGCCGCCAAGAGGAAGGCGGCCGGCAAGGGAGUUGCCCCCGGCGGCAAGAAGCUGAAGAGGGGGGAUGCAGAAAAGAAGGACCCCCCUGGUCGUAAUUGUGGAUGAGCACUCCACCUCUCAGCCCCAAGUUUUGGUGGACACUAUUGCCUCCAGCCUUCCCUCGGCACAGAGGGGCGAAGUAGGCUUGCUCUGGGAGGACAUACAGUUCUCCCUGCUGAAGGGGGCCGCCAUUACACAUGGCAUCGUGGACCAUCGGGAGUUUCUGAGCGGGGCUACUCCUUUGCUGGAUAGGAAAGCCCUCAGCAAGCUUGACGACGAGGCCCUCGAAUCUAAGAUCCUCUGGUCCUCUCUUACUGCCUGCAUAGCCCUCGGUGAGCAUGCCCGGAGGUUUGACGAAUGGCAUCUUCAAAAGGCACAACAUAAUGAAGCCAUGAAGAAGCUUAUCCACGACAAUGCUGACGCCGUGAGGCAGAUGGCCCGGCUAGAAGAGGACCCCCGGCAGGCGAGGGAUGAGGCAGAGAGAGCUGCCAAGGAGAAAGCUGAAGGUGAGAGGGCCGCUGAUGAGGCCGAGGCUGCCAAGGCGGAAGCUGCUGCC
This is a messenger RNA of Cuscuta europaea, 1082 nucleotides long. NCBI's taxonomy places the organism in Eukaryota, Viridiplantae, Streptophyta, Magnoliopsida, Solanales, Convolvulaceae. The record is from the annotation of a GenBank genome assembly.